AGCAGCCGGAGCCUUCUCAGCUGCUGCUGCGCCGGGCCCGGAGCCGGCCGAGGGGGCUGCAUCCGCAGCGGGGAGCCCACUGCCCACAGACCGUGCCCGAACCCGCCGCCGCCCUCCGAGGGCGCCCCAGACCGCGCCAUGGUGAAGGUGACGUUCAACUCGGCCCUGGCCCAGAAGGAGGCCAAGAAGGACGAACCCAAGAGCGGCGAGGAGGCGCUCAUCAUCCCCCCCGAUGCCGUCGCGGUGGACUGCAAGGACCCAGAUGAUGUGGUACCAGUUGGCCAAAGAAGAGCCUGGUGUUGGUGCAUGUGCUUUGGACUUGCAUUUAUGCUUGCAGGUGUCAUUCUAGGAGGAGCAUAUCUGUACAAAUAUUUUGCUCUUCAACCAGAUGACGUGUACUACUGUGGAAUAAAGUACAUCAAAGAUGAUGUCUUAAACAAGCCUUCUGCCGAUGCCCCCGCUGCUCGCUACCAGACAAUCGAAGAGAACAUUAAGAUCUUUGAAGAAGAUGAGGUUGAGUUCAUCAGUGUGCCUGUCCCAGAGUUCGCAGAUAGUGAUCCUGCCAACAUUGUCCACGACUUCAACAAGAAACUCACAGCCUACUUAGAUCUCAACCUGGAUAAGUGCUAUGUGAUCCCUCUGAACACUUCCAUUGUUAUGCCACCUAGAAACCUAUUGGAGUUGCUUAUUAACAUCAAGGCUGGAACCUAUCUGCCUCAGUCAUAUUUGAUUCAUGAGCACAUGGUUAUUACUGAUCGCAUUGAGAAUGUGGAUCACCUGGGUUUCUUUAUUUAUCGACUGUGUCAUGACAAGGAAACUUAUAAGCUGCAACGCAGAGAAACUAUUAAAGGUAUUCAGAAACGUGAAGCCAGCAAUUGUGUCACAAUUCGGCAUUUUGAAAACAAAUUUGCCGUGGAAACUUUAAUUUGUUCUUGAAUCGUCAAGAAAAUCAUUAUGGAGAAAAAUUUAAUACCACAGCAUAACCCCCCCCUUUGUAUUUUGUGCAGUGAUUAUUUUUAAAAAUCUUCUUUCAUGUAAGUAGCAAGGGCUUCACUAUCUUUUCAUCUCAUUAAUUCAAUUAAAACCAUUACCUUUAAAAAGAUCUUUUCUUCUUUCCAA
This is a messenger RNA of Tupaia belangeri chinensis (Chinese tree shrew), 1119 nucleotides long. RefSeq names its product integral membrane protein 2B (gene ITM2B). The transcript has 6 exons. Gene Ontology annotation, cellular component: plasma membrane; Golgi apparatus; extracellular exosome. Gene Ontology annotation, biological process: negative regulation of amyloid precursor protein biosynthetic process. Bases 139 to 936 code for a protein of 265 amino acids. Gene Ontology annotation, molecular function: amyloid-beta binding. The record is from RefSeq and is a predicted model, not a curated record. Lineage: Eukaryota; Metazoa; Chordata; Mammalia; Scandentia; Tupaiidae.